AAAUAACUUGCAUUUAUCAACAAAAUGGCGUAAAAUCAACGUCUCAGUUAUCUGUGACUGUUUUAAAGAGGAGGUAGAACUAACAUGAACGGUUUACUUAAAGAAGUAUUGGAUCUCACGCUUAAUAUAUUCCUGAUACUUGUUUUCAUUGCUAUUUGGUGGUUGAUUGUGUGGAAAGCAGUGUUGUCCAAAUUAGCCAUCGUCCGCGAACUGCAAGCAAGCAUUUGGGGCCACAAACGCGACAAACCAGACGACAAUUCUAAAUCAACUAAAGUUAAAUCUAGAAGAGACUGACAUAACCCAUAAAAAUGAACAUCCGUUGUGCAAAGCCUGAAGACCUAAUGAACAUGCAGCACUGCAACCUGCUGUGUUUGCCAGAAAACUAUCAAAUGAAGUACUAUUUUUAUCACGGCCUUAGUUGGCCCCAGCUCAGUUAUGUGGCAGAGGAUGAAAAAGGGAAUAUUGUUGGGUAUGUGUUGGCAAAAAUGGAAGAAGACCAGGAAGAACUGAAGCACGGACACAUAACAUCAUUGGCUGUGAAACGAUCCCACCGCAGAUUGGGCCUGGCUCAAAAGCUGAUGGACCAGGCCUCUGAAGCAAUGGUUGAAUGUUUUGAUGCUAAAUACGUUUCCCUCCAUGUUCGUAAGAGCAACAGAGCGGCCCUAAAUCUGUACAAAAACUCGCUAAAAUUCGAAACGGUAGAAAUCGAACCUAAAUAUUAUGCAGAUGGUGAGGAUGCCUACUCAAUGAGAAGGGAUCUUUCAGAGUUCGCUAAGAAAGUUAAGAAAACAGAGGAAUGUACAAACGAGGAAUAAUUGUGUUGCAGAAUGUCUACUGACGCGGUAUUUAUUCGAGUAUAUGUGUUGAACUUUUGGGCUUUGUAUAAACGAAUUAUACAUUUUUAUUAAGUUAAUUUUCAAUAAAAACUUGAAAACGUA
Aethina tumida (small hive beetle) is the source of this 938-nucleotide messenger RNA. It is a transcript of the gene vnc, whose product is annotated as N-alpha-acetyltransferase 10. Lineage: Eukaryota; Metazoa; Arthropoda; Insecta; Coleoptera; Nitidulidae. Gene Ontology annotation, molecular function: protein-N-terminal-glutamate acetyltransferase activity; protein N-terminal-serine acetyltransferase activity. Bases 309 to 815 code for a protein of 168 amino acids. Gene Ontology annotation, biological process: N-terminal peptidyl-glutamic acid acetylation. The transcript has 3 exons. The record is from RefSeq and is a predicted model, not a curated record. Gene Ontology annotation, cellular component: NatA complex.